Monomorium pharaonis (pharaoh ant) is the source of this 2229-nucleotide messenger RNA. RefSeq lists its product as uncharacterized. The coding region runs from base 1 to 2229 and encodes 742 amino acids. The record is from RefSeq and is a predicted model, not a curated record. NCBI's taxonomy places the organism in Eukaryota, Metazoa, Arthropoda, Insecta, Hymenoptera, Formicidae. The transcript is spliced from 3 exons.
AUGGAUCGCGCGAGAUACAUUAAUUCCCAAUGGUCCGCGCUAAAGGCGCAGCUCACGAGCUUAGAAAGACUAGUCGAGGCAGGCAAUGUGAGUGAAUCAAAUUUAAAGAGACGCUUGCAAUGCGUAACUGAUCUCCUCUACGCGUACGAGGAUUUACACUGCGAAUUAGAAGCAAUAGAACCGGGCAAACGCACCGACGAAGUUGGUUUGGAAGACAUUCAAGAUCGGUACUACGCGGUCGCGAGCGCAAUAGAUAAGACGUCAUCUGAAACGGCCGCAGACAACUUAAAUACAGCUUCGAUUCCGGUUGACAAUAAUACAAAACGCGUUAAACUUCUGGUUUCUGAGCUACCAAAAUUUGAUGGUAACAUCGAAGGGUGGUUGUCAUUCAAAAAUACCUUCUUAACAAUGAUUGAUUCACGCGACGACAUUACCGAUUUAGAGAAAUUUCUAUACUUGAAGGAUUCGCUGCGCGACGCGGCUUUAAACAAAAUUUCCAUUUUCGACGCACGCGACGAAAAUUAUAAGGCCGCGUGGCAAUUGCUUAUCGCGUCGUACGAAAGGCGAAUUUUCGUGACAAAACAUCUCGACGCGAUUAUUGAUAUAUUGUAUAACGGGUGCAAGAGAAAUUCAUCAAACACGGACGAGUCGUCAUCGCGAAAUAAGAUCAUUGCGCAAGACAUAACAAAAUUAUCAGACACUGUUCGGCACCACAUUACGAUGCUCCAAUCAUUGAACAUCGAAGUCAACGAACAUAUGGUCGUUCGAAUAAUGGAACGGGCGUUACCGUCGGAUGUCCGCGCGGAUUGGGAAAAAACGUUGAACUUACAAGACAUGCCAACGCUCGAACAAAUGUACGAAUUCAUAUCAGAUACCGCGUUCCGAAUGGACGCGCUCGAAACGGACGACUCAUUUACCGAGAAGAGUAACAAAAGACCGCAUCCAAAGGGGAGCCUUCCCGCUACUAAGGCACGCAAAGAUGAACGAGGAGCACGCGCAUUCGUCACGGCUUCGUCGUCUAAGUGCGUAGCGUGCAAAGGGGAUGAUCAUCCUCUCUAUCGAUGUCCCGAAUUCAAUAAAUUACCGGUGACGCGUAGGUGGGACGUUGUGAAAAGAUCCAGGAUUUGUAAAAAUUGCCUCAACCCGCACAACGGCGAGUGUAAAAAAUCGCACUGCAAAUUCUGCAUUAAAUUCCACAACUCGUUAUUGCAUUAUCAAUCGGUUAAGGCGUCCUCGGCGACGCAGGUAACAACUAGAUGCGAGCCCGUGAAACCUACCACGCCAAAUACCCAAAAUUCAGCCGUUGCUCUUAACGCGAUUCCUUACAAUCCACAAUCACAAUUAUCAAUGAGCGCAGUCGUUCGAGUAAGAACCGCUCAUGGCGAUUUCAUUCAAUGUCGAGCGCUGUUAGGUACCUGCGCAACGGCGAAUUUUGUCACAGAAAAAUUUGUCCGAGCAUUAAAAUUACCCAUAUCUCCGUGUGAAAUUUCGAUCGGGGUGAUCGACGACAUGAAUACCGCAUCAAAUGGCGUCGUUGAGUUUUCCUUUCAUUCGAUCCAUAAUGAUUUCCACAAAAAUCUUUCAUUUCUCGUGGUGCCUGAAAUUGCUGAGAGAAUUCCGAGUUGCCCGUUCCCGCGCCACGCGAUUAAAUUACCAGCUAAUUUAAAAUUAGCCGACCCACAAUUCCACGUACCGCGGCCGGUCGACAUAAUCAUUGGUUCCGGGUCCACUUUAUCGCUCUUAUCAAUUGGACAAAUCGACUUAUCACAGAAUAAUUGCGACCUCGUUUUACGAGAGACUCAGCUCGGUUGGGUCAUCGUCGGCGGAGUAGCUCCCACUGACGGAACGGCUAAAUUCUGGCUGAUCGAAGAUACAACCGCCAAAAAAUCUGAGUCGUCAGAAAACGUGGAGAACGAACUUCGUAGGCGCAAAGAACCAACUCCGCGAGUGCAAGGCAACGUCGUUAUUCUCAUGGAUAAAAAUUUACCAUGUACAUACGCAGUGGCAGCUGGGGCGAAUAGUGGAGACACAUCCAGGAGACGACGGCGUGGUCAGGGUGGCAACGAUCGAGACAUCGCAUGGAUUGAUCAAGCGCAACGCAAAGACAAUUUGUCCGCUUCCGGACGUAACGUGAACGCAUCACGAUACAUGUGGCCGCCAAGCGAGACAACAUCGGUUGCAUAUUCGCGAGUCACCAAGCGAGCGAAAUACACAUUUAAGAUAACUUAA